AUGGCAGGACCCGGGAGUUGGAGGGACAAGGAGGUGACAGAUCUGGGCCAGUUGCCGGAUCCAACUGGAAUAUUCUCACUUGAUAAAAUCAUUGGUUUUGGUACUUAUGGAAGAAUCUAUUUGGGAAUCCAUGAGAAGACUGGUUCUUUUGUGGCUAUUAAAGUAAUGGAUGCCCGGAAGAAUCCUUUGCCUGAAAUAGGAAAGCGGGUGAGAGUGAACAAAUACCAAAAGUCUGUUGGAUGGAGAUACAGCGAUGAAGAAGAGGAUCUUAGGACUGAACUCAAUCUGCUGAGGAAGUACUCUUUCCACAAAAACAUUGUGACAUUCUAUGGUGGAUUUUUCAAGCUGAAUCCCCCUGGCCAUCAGCACCAACUUUGGAUGGUAAUGGAGCUAUGUGCAGCAGGCUCGGUCACUGACGUGGUGAGGAUGACAAGAAAUCAGAGUUUAAAAGAAGACUGGAUCGCUUAUAUCUGCCGAGAAAUCCUUCAGGGCUUAGCUCACCUUCAUGCGCACCAUGUAAUUCACCGGGACAUCAAAGGGCAAAAUGUGCUGCUGACUCAUGAGGCUGAAGUCAAAAUAGUGGAUUUUGGAGUGAGUGCCCAAGUGAGCAAAACAAAUGGACGGAGAAAUAGCUUCAUUGGUACACCGUACUGGAUGGCUCCCGAGGUGAUUCACUGUGAUGAAGACCCAAGACGUUCCUAUGAUUACAGAAGUGAUGUAUGGUCUGUGGGAAUCACUGCUAUUGAAAUGGCUGAAGGGGCUCCUCCUUUGUGUAACCUUCAGCCUCUGGAAGCCCUUUGUGUUAUUCUACGGGAAGCCGCUCCCACAGUCAAAUCCAGUGGAUGGUCCCGUAAGUUCCAGAAUUUCAUGGAAAAUUGCAUGAUAAAAAAUUUCCUAUUUCGUCCGACAUCUGGAAACAUGCUUCAUCAUCCAUUUGUCCAUAACAUAAAAAAUGAACGACGUGUUGUGGAGUCCUUGACAAAGCAUAUUACUGGGAUCAUUCAAAAGAAAGAGAGAAAAGGAAUGCCUGUGGCCCUCGAAGGAGAAGAAGUUAUUAAUGAACAGUGCAUCACAAGGAGAUUAAGAGGACCUUCUUGCACUCCUGAACUUUUGAGAGUGCCAAACAGCAGCAGAUGCAGACCACUCAGAAUUGUGAAUGGAGAACCCUCUCAGCCAAGGUGGUUACCUGAUGAAGAAGAGCCACAGGACCAAGAACUUCAACAACUGCAGGAGGCAGCCAAUGUGUUCAUGCCUCUACAUUCUCAGGACAAUAUACCUAAGCCUUUCCAAAAGCAGGCUCAGGUUCCACAGUGUCUAUAUGGGGCAGUUCAGGUGUGCAUGCCAGUACAGGUACAGAUUCAGGCACCUCCCCAACUAAGCAAAGCAGCCCAGGUGUGCAUGUCACUGCCUACUCAGGAUAACCAAUCUAGUUCUCCAGAAGUACAGGCCCCCAUACCAAACGAACAGCAGGAGGCCUCAGAAACAGAACAGCCUAAAGAUUUGGACCAGGUACCAGAAGAAUUUCAGGGGCAAGACAGGGCGCCUGAACAGCAAAGGCAGGGCCAGGCUGCUGAACAACAGCAGAGGCAGAAUCCAGUUCCUGAGCAGCAACCAGAGCAGAACAGGGAACCUGAGCAAGCUGAGGUACAAGAAGAGGCUGUUGAGCCUCCACAAGCUGAGAUUGAGGAUAAGGAACCUGAGGUAAUACAAGUGCAUGCCCAGGUGUUCCUGCCUUUACUGUCCCAGAACCAUCAUGUGCUCCUGCCUCUUCAUCUGGAUACACAGCUGCUAAUUCCAGUAGGGGAACAAAAUGAAGAGGCACCUCGUGCACAGGCCUGGGAUCUAGAGGACUCAAGGGCAGUUGGCGCAGUGCAAGCACUGAUAGAGGGACUAUCCAGGGACUUGCUUCGGGCACCAAAUGCAUAUAUCUCAAAACCGCUUGGUCCACUGCAAAUCUUCUUGGAAAAUUUGUCUACAGAUGGAUUUUACACUGAACCAGAACCGACACAGAAGAAAAAAUCAAAAGUUGCUAGUCUAAAGAAAGCAAUAGUCAAAAGACUAAGACCCAAGAGAUUCAGGGCAAAGGCAUUAUGGAGACUUGAGGAUUUUGAGUGCUCAGAUGUAGAAGCCAGCAGGAGAAGGCGCCAUCGUAGAUGGGAGGAGAUCUUUAAUCAGCAUGAAGAGCAACUGAGACAAGUUGAAAAUGAUAGAGAAGAUGACUCAUCAGACAAUGAUGAAGUGUUUCAUUCAAUUCAGGCUGAAGUCCAAAUAGAACCACACGCUCAAAAUCCUACAGGAAAUGAGGUCCAAGAGAGAUCUGCUCCUAUUCCUUGCAACCGGAAUCGUGCGCAUCGUGUGAAAUUUUCUCCAAGUGUCGGUGAGGAGCCUCCUUUGGAAGAAGCUCGGCAGCCCAUGGACAUCAGACCAAGGAAUUGCCUAAAUCCUCAGAAUUUUCACUUGGAAUCAGAAUCAUCUUCUGAGGAGGAGAGUCCUGUGACUAGGAGGAAGUCCCAGUCAUCGCCACCUUAUUCUACUAUUGAUCAGAAGUUACUGAUUGAUAUCCAUGUUCCAGAUGGAUUUAAAGUGGGAAAGAUAUCACCCCCUGUGUACUUGACAAAUGAAUGGGUAGGCUAUAAUGCACUCUCUGGAAUCUUCUGGGAUGAUUGGGUACUCCCUACACGUUCAGCUGCUCAGCCACCUGUAGAAGAUGGUGAUUAUGUUGAACUCUAUGAUGCUGACGCUAAUGAUGAAGCUUCAAACAAUGGUUAUGAAGAUUCCAAUGAAGGUGCCAAUGGCCAUGAUGACUUGAAUCACCGGGUUGAUCAGGCAUAUGGCUAUGAAGGCCAUGGUGCUGCUAACUACAAUGGUUAUAGUCAUGGUGCUGCUGGCAAUGGGCCAAGGGCAAAUUAUCGCAGAGGUGGAAUCUUGAAGAACGCUGGUAAUGAUAGACAUGAUCUAAAUCGGGGAGCUUUCAGAGCCUAUGGAGACAAUGAAGCCGGAAAUUACCGUGGAGCUGCUGGUGGAGCAAGUGCUGCUUUUGGAAACCUGGAAGGACAUGAAGCCAAUAGACGCAGUCGAAGGGGUAACAGAUACAGGGGAGCCAAUGGAGGCAACGAAGAGAAUGGAGCAUGUGGAGUGGAUCAUGUAUUCCCAGAUUUUGAACGUGAACAAGAGGAAUCAGAUCGUGGAACUGAGACCUCAGAUUCAAUUGCCUUGGAGAUCGCAUCCCUUGAUGGUGAGCAAAACAGUGGGAUACCAGCAUCAUCAGCAAGAACAGGUUUUCCUAUGGGAGGCGCAUCUUCCAGAGGCUCUGAUCCUGACAUUGGAAGUGACAUCUCAUAUGAAAGACCACUAAUACAUGUGUAUGAAAAGGAAUUCUCAUCUGAGGUCUACUGUGGUUCUUUGUGGGGAGUCAAUUUGUUGCUGGGCACCGCAUCUCAUCUGUAUCUGAUGGACCGAAGUGGAAAGGCAGACAUCAUUAAACUUAUAAAGCGAAGACCAUUCCGCCAGAUUCAAGUCGUGGAGUCACUCAAUUUGCUGAUUACCAUCUCUGGCCGCAAGAACAGACUUCGUGCGUAUCAUCUGACUUGGCUGAGGAACAAGAUUCUGAAUAAUGAUCCAGAAAGUAAGAAAAGGCAGAAGGCAAUGCUGAAGACAGAAGAAACUUACAAAGCUAUGGAUAAGUUGAUUGGCUGUGAACACUUCAGUGUCCUUCACCAUGAAGAAACAACAUACAUUGCAGUUGCUGUGAAAUCAUCAAUUCACCUCUAUGCAUGGGCACCAAAAUCCUUUGAUGCACGCACCGCCAUUAAAGUGUUUCCAACUCAUGAUGUUAAGCCAGUGACAGUUGACCUGGCUAUUGGUUCUGAGAAAACACUGAAGAUUUUCUUCAGCUCAGCUAAUGGAUAUCAUAUCAUCGAUGCAGAAUCUGAAGUUAUGUCUGAUGUGACCUUGCCAAAUAAUAAUGUCGUCAUUUUACCUGAUUGCUUGGGACUUGGCGUGAUGCUCUCCUUCAAUGCUGAAGCUGCCUCUGAGGAAGCAAAUGAACAACUUCUCAAGAAGAUCCUUGAUGUGUGGAAAGACGUACCGUCUUCCGUGGCUUUUGAGUGUACAAAGAGAAUCACUGGAUGGGACCAAAAGGCUAUUGAAGCGCGCUCUCUACAGUCAACUAUUCUCGAGAAUGAGCUGAAGCGCCGCUCAAUCAAGAAACUGAGAUUUCUGUGUGCCCGUGGUGACAAGAUGUUCUUUGCUUCUACACUGAGCAAUCGGCGCAGCCGGGUUUACUUUAUGAGCCUGGGAAAACUUGAAGAGCUCCAAAGAAGCUAUGCUGUUUAA
Molecule: messenger RNA, 4335 nt
Organism: Grammomys surdaster
Lineage: Eukaryota; Metazoa; Chordata; Mammalia; Rodentia; Muridae
Gene: Nrk
Product: Nik related kinase
Exons: 29
Coding region: 1-4335 (1444 amino acids)
Biological process (GO): protein phosphorylation
Molecular function (GO): protein kinase activity; ATP binding
Source: RefSeq, a predicted model, not a curated record